AUGUCUGUGCAGAUUUUCAACGACCAAGCGACCGAAGAAAGAGCGGAAAACGCCCGUCUCUCGUCCUUUGUGGGUGCGAUUGCCGUGGGUGACCUUGUCAAGACCACCUUGGGGCCUAAGGGUAUGGACAAGUUGUUGACCAGCGCGUCCAGCAAUGAAUCCAUGGUCACAAACGACGGUGCCACUAUCUUAAAAUCUAUUCCAUUUGACAAUCCCGCGGCCAAGGUCCUCGUGAACAUCUCCAAGGUUCAGGACGAUGAGGUGGGCGACGGUACCACCUCCGUGACCGUUUUGGCGGCUGAGUUGUUGAGAGAGGCUGAGAAGUUAAUUGACGCCAAGAUUCAUCCCCAGACGAUCAUCGAAGGUUACCGGAUCGCCUCAAAGGCUGCGCUUGACGCUUUGGACAGGGUUGCCGUGGACAACUCCGGCGACCCGGCUGCCUUCAGAAAGGACUUGAUCAACAUCGCCAGAACCACUUUAUCCUCCAAGAUUUUGUCGCAGGACAAGGAGUAUUUUUCUAAAUUGGCAGUGGACGCCAUUCUCCGCUUGAAGGGCUCAACCAACUUGGAGCACAUCCAAAUCAUCAAGAAGUCUGGGGGCAAGUUAGCGGACUCCUUUUUGGAUGAGGGGUUCAUUUUGAACAAGCGUUUCGGUGUCAACCAGCCAAAGCGCCUCGAAAAGGCCAGAAUCUUGAUUGCCAACACCUCUAUGGAUACCGACAAGGUCAAGAUCUUUGGUGCCAAGUUCAAGGUCGAUUCCACCUCCAAGUUGGCCGAGUUAGAGAAGGCCGAAAAGGACAAGAUGCGCGCCAAGGUUGAAAAGAUCUCCAAGUUCGGCAUCAACGUCUUUAUCAACAGACAAUUAAUUUACGACUACCCGGAACAGCUCUUUACCGACGCCAAGAUUAACACCAUCGAGCAUGCGGACUUUGACGGGAUCGAGAGAUUGGCCCUUGUCACCGGCGGUGAGGUCGCCUCCACCUUUGAUGAGCCAUCAAUGGUCAAGUUGGGUUUCUGCGACGUUAUCGAAGAAGUCAUCAUCGGCGAAGACAUUAUGACCAAGUUCUCCGGUGUCGCCGCCGGUGAGGCCUGCACCAUUGUUUUGAGAGGUGCCACCGAGCAAGUCUUGGACGAGGCCGAGAGAUCUUUGCACGAUGCGUUGUCCGUGUUGUCGCAGACCACGCGUGAGACCAGAACCACCCUCGGUGGUGGCUGUGCCGAAAUGAUCAUGUCCAAGGCUGUGGACACCGCUGCACAGAACCAGGAGGGCAAGAAGUCCUUGGCCGUGGAGGCCUUUGCCAGAGCGUUGAGACAGUUGCCAACCAUCUUGGCCGACAAUGCCGGGUUUGAUUCGUCGGAGUUGGUCACCAAAUUGAGAUCCUCGAUCUACAAUGGGAUGUUGACCUCCGGGUUGGACUUGAACAAUGGUGUGAUUGCCGAUAUGAGAGAGUUGGGGAUUGUCGAGUCGUACAAAUUGAAGAACGCGGUGGUGAGUUCUGCGUCCGAGGCUGCAGAGGUUUUGUUGAGAGUGGACAACAUUAUCAGAGCCAAGCCAAGAACCGCUGAUAGAAACAUGCGCUAA
This is a messenger RNA of Babjeviella inositovora NRRL Y-12698, 1581 nucleotides long. It is a transcript of the gene CCT2, whose product is annotated as chaperonin-containing T-complex subunit. Bases 1 to 1581 code for a protein of 526 amino acids. The transcript has a single exon. Gene Ontology annotation, cellular component: cytosol; chaperonin-containing T-complex. NCBI's taxonomy places the organism in Eukaryota, Fungi, Ascomycota, Pichiomycetes, Serinales. Gene Ontology annotation, molecular function: ATP-dependent protein folding chaperone; ATP hydrolysis activity; ATP binding. Gene Ontology annotation, biological process: protein folding. The record is from RefSeq and is a predicted model, not a curated record.